AUGGCUAGUUUUAGGUUUUGGUUUUGCUUAAUUCUUGUCUUGCUUUCAUGUCCUCGCUCUGAAAGUCGUCCACUAGAGCCAUCUUCACAGAAGAGAAGGGAGACAAUGAUGGAAACUGCCCGAGAGAUUAUAAAGGAACGAUUGAGACAUGCAAUCAAUUGCAGUAAUAUCGGUUAUGGAUAUGAUGGUGGUCGUGACAGUGGAUACAGUGGUGGUGACCGUGGAGGUGGUGGUUACGGUGGUGGUGGCUAUAGAAGAGGUGGUGGAGGAAAGAGAGGAACUAGAAGAAGAAGAAGAUUGCACAUCCAGAGGAUUAGAAAUUAUAGGGGAAGAUGGUUGCAAGGAGAUAAUAAUGUUGCAAAGGCUGCUGUCAAAUAUUACAAGAAGCAAUUCAAUUUAAAUCUGAAAAACAGAAACAGCAGUAUUCUUGAUUGUAUUCCUGAAAUCAUCACAGCGCAGAAUAAUGACAUGCUGACCAGACUACCAAAUGAGGAAGAAAUUAAGCAAGCAGUUUUCAGUAUGAGCAAAGAAAGUUCGACAGGACCUGAUGGAUACAAUGGUAUGUUUUUUCAAUCUUGCUGGACUAUUAUUAAAGCUGAUCUUAUUGCCUUUGUUCAUGAAUUCCUCUCUGGUAAAUUGUUGAAUCCUUUGUUAUAUGUCCUUAUUUCUGAAAACCAAAGUGGAUUUGUUUCUGGUAGAUCAAUCACAGAUAAUGUGAUGCUUACUCAGGAAAUAGUCCAUGGUAUUUCUAAAACUAACAACGGUGGAAAUGUGGUUUUAAAGCUGGAUAUGGCUAAAGCCUAUGAUAUGCUAUCAUGGACCUUUCUUCAAAAAGUGUUAAACAAGUUUGGUUUCUGUUUGGAGAAGUAUCUCCAAUGUGUGGGUGAUCCCAUCUCACCUUCUCUUUUUAUCAUUGCUGCUGAGGUUCUUUCCAGAUCUCUCAAUAACUUGUUGAAAAAUCCUGAUUUCACCCCUUUUUCCAUGCAUAAAAAUGGUCCUCAGAUUGUUGAUUUAGCUUAUGCUGAUGAUAUUGUCAUCUUUAGUAGUGGUAAUUCAAAAUCCAUUAAGUUGAUCAUGAAUCUGAUUAAAAAAUAUGAGACUGUCUCUGGUCAAAUGGUCAAUAAGGACAAAAGUUUUUUCCUCACUGACCCUAAAACUUGUGCUUAUAGGAUUAAUAGGAUCAGAGUCAAAACUGGUUUUUUGGAUAAAAAUUUUCCUUUUACUUACCUUGGUUGCCCUAUAUAUAUUGGUAAAAAAAGGUUGUCAUAUUUUGAUAACAUGCUUGCUAAGAUCAUUAAGCGGUUAAAUGCUUGGCAAGGUAAUAUGCUCUCAUGUGGUGGUAGACAGGUCCUUAUAACAUCUGUUAUUCAGUCUCUGCCCAUUUAUAUGCUAUCUGCUAUUAACCCCCCUAAGGGCACCUUGGAGCUUAUUGAGAAACAUAUUGUGAAUUUCUUUUGGGGUGCUAUCAAUGGUAAAAACAAAUACCACUGGACAUCAUGGGAAAAACUGUGUUUUCCCAAAAAUGAGGCAGGUAUUGGCAUUAGAAGUAUGGAUGACAUCUCAAAGACUCUAACUGUUAAAAGAUGGUGGCAUUUCAGAGUUAGUAAAUCAAUAUGGGCUGAUUUUUUAGUGGCUAAAUACUGCCCUAGAAUGUACCCUAUUGGGAAAAAAUGGUGUUCUCACAAUUCACAAGCAUGGAAACAUCUCUUGUGGGCUAGAAACAAAUGUGAAAAUCUCAUCACUUGGAAGAUCAAUAAUGGAAACUGCAAUUUUUGGUGGGACAACUGGACUGAAUUGGGACCUUUGGCAAAGCUCUGUCCAAAUCACAUGAAUAGAAAAAAUUCCAAAAAGAGAGUCAGGGAUUUCAUGAUUGAUAACAGAUGGGACCCUCAAAAGUUGUAUAACACUCUCCCUAGUCAAAUUGCACUUCACAUUCUAUCCAUUGAAGUGGGGCAGAACAACAAGGAGGACUAUGCUAUUUGGAAUGCUACGAAGGAUGGUCACUUCACAAAUGGUUCUGCCUGGAAUCUAAUUAGAAGUCAUAGACCCGUUUAUGGCACUAUGAAGAACAUAUGGCACAAAUCCAUCCCUUUCAAGCAAUCCUUCAUGUUUGGCUCUCAGGAUGACAAUGAUUGUAUGUGCUGUUUUGUACCAAAAACUGAAACUUUGCAACAUGUUUUUGUCGAAGGAAGAGUUGCUGAAUAUAUCUGGAAAGCAGUGGGGCAGUGGGCAAUCCUUUGGGAAUUAUUCAUCACCAGAUCCCAAUCAGGGGGUUACUUAAUGAAUGGUGGAAAAAGAAAGCUAAUAGUAAAGUUCACAAGCUGGUUUUACAAGCUGCUCCCAUCAUGGUAUGUUGGGAAAUCUGGAAAUCUUGGGUAG
Molecule: messenger RNA, 2379 nt
Organism: Lycium barbarum (goji berry)
Lineage: Eukaryota; Viridiplantae; Streptophyta; Magnoliopsida; Solanales; Solanaceae
Exons: 6
Coding region: 1-2379 (792 amino acids)
Source: RefSeq, a predicted model, not a curated record